AUGUCGUCGGACCUUCUCAUCUACAGCGCACUCGCAUGCGCUCUCGUCACCGCGGGUUACAAAGUCCUUCGUAUCGGCUCAAGAGAGCAAGGCCUCCCGCCUGGCCCGCCAACCGUUCCCCUCCUUGGCAACGCCCUUCAAAUUCCUAGGAAAUUCACGUUUUAUCGCUUCACGGAAUGGGCGAGGGUGUAUGGCGAGAUCUACUCGCUCAAGAUUGGUUCUGGGACGGCCAUUGUUUUGUCCAGUCCUGCGGCCCUGAAGCAGGUCCUCGACAAGCAGAGCGCAGAUACGUCUGACCGGCCGCAGAACUCCGUUCUCGACCUCGUCACUGAUGGAUGGAACCUCUUCCUUUGCCGAUAUUCCGAUCGCUGGCGCCAGCUACGCAAGGCCGCGCAAACUCUGCUCGCCGCGUCGACCGUGAAGAAUUACCUUCCCAUCCAAGAGGCGGAGUCGACACAACUCCAGUUCGAUCUUCUGACAUCGCCCGAGAAAUUCUACGGCCACAUCGAGCGCUUCGGAAUCUCCAUCGUCAUGUCUAUCGUCUACGGCAAACGCGCCCCACGCAUCGAUGCCCCCAUUGCCUCCGCCUUCGUCCAUGAGAACGACCGCUGGUCUGCACUUCUCAUGCCCGGUGCGACGCCGCCCGUCGACGCCCUGCCAUUCCUCAAAUACAUCCCGGAGUUCCUCGCCCCUUGGAAGAAGGAAACGAGGGAGAUUCGUGCUUUGCAGAGAGAGCUGUACUGUGGGAUGUUCGAUGAAUGUAAGACGAGGGUGGAAGCGGGCGACGCGAACUUUUUCAUGGCGGAGGUCAUCAAAGAGCAAGCCUCCAACGGCUUGACUAGAGAGCAAGCGAGUCUCCUUGGCGGCGCCCUCUACGAAGCCGGUGCAGAGACCAGCGCUUGCUUCUUGCACAACUUGGUCCUCGUACUGUCUGCGCACCCUCAUGUGCAAGAGAAGGCGCAUGCGGAGCUUGACCGCGUUGUCGGCGACACGCGUCUUCCGACGUACGAGGAUGUCGAGCACCUCCCUUAUGUGCAGGCCAUCAUCAACGAGACGCAUCGCUUCCGCACGCUGGUGCCGUUGGCUCUUCCACAUCGUGUCACGAAGGAUACGCAAUACAAGGGCUACCUCAUCCCCGAGGGCGCGUCUGUGUUUGGUGAUCUUCGUACGUUAUGGCCUGGACAGUUUCAAGCCUUCGACGAUAACGGGCUGGUAGAUGCGGUGUAUCAUGACCCAGAGCUCUUCGAAGACCCCGACGUCUUCAACCCUGAUCGCUACCUAGUUACUCCGCACGGCACACGCCCGGGCGUAGACGAUAGUGAUAUGCGCUCGACUGUCAUCUUCGGCUAUGGUCGCCGCAUCUGCCCUGGAAUGCAUCUAGCGACCGUGUCCGCGCUUCUAGCGACCAUGAAGCUGCUUUGGGGCUUCGAGUUUCGCCCUCCGACAGACCCAAUCACUGGCAAGGAAAUCCCGCUUGACCUUCACAUGAACAGGGAGGGCGCGGCGAUCGGUCCACCUCACUUCAAGUGCAACAUCAGUGUCAGGAGCCCGGAGCGCGCUGCAGUCAUCGAGCGUGCGUUCAGAGUCGGCGCCACGGAGACAUUGUCGGCCUUCGAGUAUAAUUUGGCGAAGGAGGACAGGGAGUGGCUGGACCAAGUUCGCGCGGGUUGA
Schizophyllum commune H4-8 is the source of this 1671-nucleotide messenger RNA. Its product is annotated as cytochrome P450. NCBI's taxonomy places the organism in Eukaryota, Fungi, Basidiomycota, Agaricomycetes, Agaricales, Schizophyllaceae. The transcript has 11 exons. Gene Ontology annotation, molecular function: heme binding; iron ion binding; monooxygenase activity. The record is from RefSeq and is a predicted model, not a curated record. Bases 1 to 1671 code for a protein of 556 amino acids.